Exaiptasia diaphana is the source of this 13124-nucleotide messenger RNA. RefSeq names its product sacsin. The annotation marks the transcript as partial. The transcript has 8 exons. Lineage: Eukaryota; Metazoa; Cnidaria; Anthozoa; Actiniaria; Aiptasiidae. The record is from RefSeq and is a predicted model, not a curated record. Gene Ontology annotation, molecular function: Hsp70 protein binding.
CUCUUCACAGAUGAAGAUGAAUCUUUUGGGCUUAUCCAACCAACACUUAUCCAGCAGAUUAAGAAGAUCUUGGACGAGUAUCCAGAUGAUGGACAGAUUCUCAAAGAACUUAUUCAAAAUGCAGAGGAUGCUGGUGCAAGCGAAAUGAAAUUUUUAAUAGACCACCAUUAUUAUGAAACAACAAAUCUACAAUACCCAGAGCUGAAAAAGUUUCAGGGUCCUGCUCUUUAUGCGUAUAAUAAUGCCAAGUUCACUGAAGGUGACUGGAAAGGAUUGGGAAUGCUAUGUGACAGCAUUAAAGUUAAAGAUCCCACAAAAGUUGGUCGCUUUGGUCUUGGAUUUAAAUCUGUAUUUCACAUGACAGAUCUUCCCAGUGUUGUAAGUGGUAAAAGUUUGGGGAUAAUUGACCCACAUGAAAAGUGCUUCAGUAAUGAAAGUGGAAGAACAUCAGGAAUGCGUGUCAAGUUGAAUGRUCCWAUAACGUGCAAAAAUGAGUUCGCCCCGUACAAAAACGUGUUUGACUGCACCCASGAUACUUUCCAGAGAGGUUUCUACGAUGGCACCUUGUUUCGGUUGCCAUUCAGACAGCAAACGUCAAAACUAUCUAACACCCUAUACUCUGACGACGAAAAGAUUCAAGGUUUGUUCGAAAGCUUUAAAAGUGACGCCCAUUUGAUUUUGCUCUUCUUGAUGAAUCUGGAGCGCAUUGAGAUUUACGAGAGGAAGCCUGGCGUUCAAGAUGCAGAGAAACUAUUCUCGGUUGCUCUUUCCAAAGAUUGUAAGGCUAGCGUGCAAGCAGCGAGAUGUAGUUUCAGGGCAAAGAUGGACCAGAAGACAUCUGAUGACGUAACUCAAACUUACGUUGUUAAAAUCGAAACUUUAGACUGUCAAUCGGGAAAAAGCAGCAAGUAUUCUUAUGCCGUUACUCACUUUCUAAACAGAGAUAAGCUGUCYAGUAAAAUGGAAGAACUGGUGAAAGAUGAGUCACUCAGCUACAUGCCACGUGUUGGUGUUGCUUUUCCACUAAAUAACGUUGACGAAGUUAGAGAGCCUUCCGGACACGUGUUUUGCUUUCUACCACUGCCUUUAGAAGACAAAAGUCUAACUGGUCUUCCUGUCCAUGUCAAUGGUUUUUUUGCACUUAGCCAGAAUCGUCGCCACCUGAAAUGGCGAAGCGCUGACCAGAAAUGUAGUACAGAUAAGUCAUUGGAUUGGAAUGAAGGUCUUUUGGCUGAAGUUUUACCAAAGGCUUAUGCGGAACUGGUCUUUUACCUGAUUUUUGAAAGAAUGCUGCAAGACGUCGUUUAUUCUGCAUGGCCUGACGUGAGCAGAGUUAAUGCAAAAUGGAGCGGAGUUUUCUUGAAGAAUUUCUUUACUUUAUUAUUCACUUUAUGUGAGCUUUUGUGCAGCGAUUUAGAUGGAGGAUGUUGGUGCAGCCUGAAAGAUGUCAGAUUCGAUAACAUUUCCAGACACUCUGACACACGAGAUUCGGUGAUCAAGCUGCUAAAUGACGUUGGUCACAAGAUCGUUACGGUACCCAACCAUGUACAACUUGCUUUGAAAAUGUAUUAUUCUGGCAAUUUCAAGGAGAUUACUCCAAGUUUGGUGAGGAAAAGUCUAAAGAAUAAUUCUUUGCAUUACAUCGUUCUCUCAAGAGAGAAAAAGCUGUUUCUUCUAAAGUACAUCUUAAGCGAUUCCAAAUUCAAACAACUUGAAGGUCUCCAUCUUCUCCCGUUAUCAACAAAGGAGUUCACUAAAUUCAACAGCAAAUGCUCUGAUGUCAUCUAUAUCGACUCUCCUGAGCACCCAAGAUCGCUGCUCCCUGGAAUGGAUGCAAUGUUCCUUGACACAGAUGUAGAUGAUUAUAUAAAGAAUCAGCUGAGAAUUGCCGCUCGAGAAGGCUGUGCUCAGCUGUGUCAUUUUGGUAAGAUUGGUUUAAAGAAGCAUCUCCGCAAAGCAUUACCCGCUGAUUGGACGUCAAGUGAAGUCAAGUCAAGUGGACACGUAGAAUGGUAUCCAGGACAUGGACAGCACCCACCAAGAUCUUGGCUGGAGAACAUGUGGCGAUACUUAAUCAAACACUUUAAUGGUAACAACGACCUGGACGAAUUUCUUGGCAUUCCCUUGAUACCAUUACAAGAUACAUCAUCGACAAAGAAAAGAGCGAAAAACCGUGUGAAAUUGGCUUGCAUACAGAAGCCCUCCACUCUGCUUUUAUCGAAUUUCCAUCGCGAUCAGCUUGAAAAAUCAGUUUUAGAGAAGGUGAGCGCUUUUGGAGUAACUGUCGUGGAGAGCUUGCCAGAGUUUGUAAUAAGUCAUCGUAGUCUUGUACCCUACUACAUCAACCCACCAAGACCUAGAGGCGUUUUAACAGCACUAUUUAUGGUUUUUCGAUAUGACCCUAGAUGUAUGUCCUUAGAUGUAAGAGCUUUGAGAAAGUUGUUUUCUCAAAUAAGCUCCCCCACAGCUUCAGAAAUCAAUUUUCUUAAAAAGCUGAAGUUAUUUGACACGUGUUGCCAUCCAGCGCUCGCCGUUCCAUCACGUCCAGUCACAGUAAUAGAAGUUCCCAAAGGUGCACCAUUGAAUGAUUUGCCUCCUGUAAGAUGGUGCUUUGAAAUGAUUGAUGUCCGUGAUAACAGUAGUAGAACGCUUGGAGAAAUGCUUGGGAUUGAGCCUAUGGACCUUGCAGUUCUAGUGAAGAAGAUGCUUGAAGAUGCUUGGAGCGGAAAGUAUUCCAAUAAAGAAAUUGACGAUCUGGUCAAAUACACUAUGGAUCAUUUCAGGGUUUUCAGCAGAAUAGUUUCCAAUGAAAUAAAACACUUACUAGCUACAAUUCCAUUUGUUACGUCGUACAAUAACACUAGGAAGAAGCCAGCAGAGCUGUUUGAUCCUCAAGACAACAUCGUUACCGAGAUGUUUCUGUAUGAGCCUGAUAAAUUUCCAAAAGCCGGUUGUUACUAUUCAAAGCCCUUUGUCCUUCACCGCUUGAAAGAUUUGGGUCUCAAGGCAAGAGAAGACGUACGUCCUCAAGAUAUCCUUAGCAGUGCUAAAAUGGUUAAUCAAAUUGGUAGUUUGCAAAAAUCUGUAAAGAAAUCGACAGCUAUUCUUCGCCAUCUGGAUAAAAAUCCAACACUGCUCAAGGCUCCCCUUCUUUACGAGCUUUAUUCCAUUCCCUGGAUACCCGUUGUAAGUGAGAGGUCAGAAAGUUACCCUUGUACUUUAAAGCUUAAUGUCCAUGACGGUCUUGCGUGUCCCGAGGAGGUCACGUCCGUAAGAUAUCAACUGCUGGUGGGCAGCAUCAAUCCUCUAGUGGACGACACCAGUGCGGCUGAUAUUUCUCGGAAUUUUGGUUGGAACAGAGCACCAUCAAUAUAUGAUGUCAUCGCUCAUCUUAAAAAUGUCAUCUCGUCUUAUCACGAAGAAGAGAAAAACACGUAUGUCAUCGUCAUCAAAGAAGUUUAUCGAUAUCUCGCUGGACAAAACGUUUCUGAUGUGAUAGUUGUACUUAAUGAAGAACGAAUUCAUCAAUGGAUAUGGAAUGGUAACGGCUUCUCCUCUGUAGAUGAAAUGAUUGAAACCCAUGAGGUGAUGAAUUUACAACCAUAUCUGUACCCGUUGCCAAUGGAAGUAAGAGAAUUCACAUCAUUUUUCAAUGAAUGUGGGAUGAAGCAUGAGCCUGAUAGCUAUCUACUUCUAAACGUUUUACAAAGGAUAAACGAAAGUCAUUUAAAUUGUUCUUCCAAGCCACAGAAUGAAGUCAGACGUGACUUGCGCUACUGUAUUCAAAUACUCGAUGCACUAAAGCCUAAAGAUGGGGAAACACUUGAUGAUGAGAUUCGAGCAAGACUUCUUGUCCCAGUAGAUGUUGAGGAAGAGACGUGGCUGGAGUUGGCUUUGAUAGAAGAGUGUACUUACUGUGAUCGAGAAUGGCUGCAGAAAGGCCACGAAGUCUCUGACGUUGAUGAAACGGAUGAUGAGAAAAUCAAGUUUGUUCAUCGCAAUAUUUCCAAUGCSACAGCAGAAAUYUUAAAGGUGCCUACUUUGAUGAGUCGAAUACUCGAUGCAGAUGAGCUUGAAAUGGGUGAAAGUUUUGGACAGUCAGAAUCUUUGCUUGACCGCCUUAAAGGAUUGCUUGAAGGAUACACCGAUGGCCUAUCCGUUCCUAAAGAGCUAAUACAAAACGCUGAUGAUGCUGGAGCUACAGAAGUACGAUUUCUUUACGACGAACGAACAAAUGACAAUGCCAUGACAAAUUUGAUUGAUGAAGGUAUGAAAGAGUGCCAGGGACCUGCUCUCUGGACAUACAACAAUGCCAUCUUCACUGAAGAAGAUUUUCAAAACGUUGUAAAAUUGAAUGCUGCCACAAAAGAAUACAACACUAGCAAGAUCGGACGAUUUGGCCUUGGAUUCAACUCUGUGUAUAAUUGUAUAAGUCCUGUAGCUGGAGCUGCUGCCAAACUAGAAAUGAUGUCGUGUGGUAAGGUUAUUCCAUUAACAUUGAUGCAAAAACUCGACGAUGUAACAAUUGGAGGUGGAAAAGUGUUUUGCUUCCUUCCUCUUCCUAUUCAUAGCGGUCUUCCUGUCCACAUUAAUGGAUGCUUUGCAGUAGACGACAGUAGACGUCAUUUACGUGAGCGUACAGAAGACGACAAAUCAGACCAUGGGGCAGAGUGGAACCAGGAGUUAAUGAGUCAGGUCAUUGUACAAGCAUUCCUUGGUCUACUUCAAGAUGCUAAGAGCAACUUUUCAGACGAGAAAUAUCACUUUCACACGCUCUGGCCCACAAUCAGCAAUUUAAAACCACAGUGGCAUCAUUUUGUCAAGUCUUUCUAUAAAGCCUUAUGCUCUCACGAGAAAGACCUUGAAUUAUUUACAGAUGGCAAGACAUGGUCGAGUAUUGAUAACAUUGCCUUUCUGGAUCCGUCUUUUAAAGAUGAUGACGAGAUUGGAAGUGUUGCUUUUGACGUAUUCAAAGCCGUUUCACCUGAAUCAAAGGUCAUUAUUGACAUGCCAGGAGCUGUUUUUCAUACAUUUGAAUAUUAUGGUCUUGGUCCCUCCCUGCAGAAGUGCUGUUUUGACAAAGAACGUUUUUUUCGGGAAGUGGUGUUCCCUUUUCUUGAACUAAUAGAAGAACAACAAAGAAACGCGCUCGUUUUAUAUGCUCUUGAUGAUCAAGAUCUUCAAUCUCUAGUACGAGAACACCGCUGCAUACCCUCUUCGCUGUCUGGGAAUCAUUUAAAGUACCCUAAAGAAUUGAUUCAUCCCAACGGUAGUGCAGCUCGCUUGUACGAGCCAGACGAUGGUAAGUUUCCUUUCGGGGCGUUUUCAACUGAGGGACGUCUACUUAAACUUAAAAGUCUGGGUAUGCGUGAAGAUGAGCAAGAAUGGGAGGAAAUCCUUGAGAGAGCUCAAAGUGUUCAAGGUCAGCGUUGCUAUGAACAAUCUAUUCAAAGGACAAAGUUCUUGCUAGAGUUCAUUGGAAAAAAGCUUAAGCAAAAUGAUCAAAGUGAUUCCUGUGGUAUUAGGUCAAGCUUGCAACAUACAUGUUUUCUUCCCAUUCUGCAAAAACCUCAGAGUUUCCCUUUUCGAUGGAAGGGGAAUGAAUAUCAGCAGACAACCUUCCUUUCAGCAGCCGAACUCUAUCCCAAAGAGUUGAAGUACUUAGUAAGUGCGUCUGUGCCGAUUCUAGAUGAUAGAAAAGUUAAUGUUUGUUCAGAAGUUCGAAGAUUUCUGGCUAUAUCGAAGAAUGUAAAACUCAACCAAGCCAAAAUACAGCUACAGAAUGUCAUUGAAGUUAAAGAAUCUGAAGGAGAGAAUGUUAUCAAAGAAGUGGAAAAAGCUUGUGAGAAACUCUACGAAUAUUUCCAACGUGUACUGUCUGAUAAAGAUGAAGCAGUUAUAAGUUUUUUAAAGCCAAUGAAGUUUAUCUUGGUCGGCUCUCACUUUCUAUCAGCAAGCCAGAUGGCAUUUCAUGGUACAUUGAUAUUUCCACCAUAUCUAUCCAAAUUGCCUUCAGAUUGGAUGAAGUUUUUUGAGUUAUUUAAAUUACUCGGAGCACAUGAAGCCUUUGAAAUUGGUGAUUACGUUGCUGCCCUGGCAAAGGUUAAAGAUGACUAUGGUGACAAAGCAGUAGAUGACGAUGUUAUCGAGAAAGUUGUUUCUAUGUUACAUUUGCUAUGUAAAUCCAUGGAAGUAAAACAAGUUUUAUAUGACGAUGUGUUGGAUGAGCAUGGGAAGAUUUUUUUGCCUGAUUCUGAUAGAAUAAUGAAGCCAUCCGCUGACGUAUGCGUAAAGGACUGCAUUUGGAUGCCUGACGAAGCCGAUAUAACGUAUGCAAGUGAACGCAUUCCAUUAAAGAUUUCCAUUGCACUCGGAGUGAAGACAAGAAGACAGGAGACCUUUUCUAGAUUUGCGAUUGGYAURCCAUUUGGACAGAAGGAAAAGCUGACAAACAGACUGAAACGAAUUCUAACUGGUUAUCCUUGUGAUGGCUCAAUUAUGAAAGAGCUUCUUCAGAACGCGGACGAUGCAAAAGCAACCAAGAUAUGCUUUAUUAAAGAUCCACGCCAUCACGCUAGCGAAAAAGUGUUUGAAGAAAGCUGGAAACCCCUUCAAGGGCCUGCGUUGUGUGUUUAUAAUGACGCUCCAUUUACCAAUCGUGACAUCGAGGGAAUACAAAGUCUUGGUGARGGWAGCAAAGGAGAUGAUCCAAACAAGACUGGACAGUAUGGUGUGGGUUUUAAUGCGGUUUAUCACUUGACUGAUGUACCUUCUUUCCUCUCGAAAGGAAAGGAAAUUGGAGAGGUAAUGUGUGCAUUUGACCCUAAUUUUCAGUACGUUCCUUCUGCUACCUCUGAAAGUCCUGGAAUAAAAAUCGACAAACUUGACGUUCUAAGGAAAACCUUUACGGAUGUAUGGCCAUGUUACCUAGAGCAUCAUUUUCCUAUUGAGAAUGGGACGAUGUUCAGAUUUCCACUUCGCAAUGAGGAGAUGGCUGAAAAAUCCAAGAUCAGCCGGAGAGAAGUGACGUUUGAAAGGCUUACCUCUUUGGUGAAUGAUUUCCAGAAAGAGCUACUUGAAGCAUUACUUUUUGUUAAUCAUGUAAAAGAAAUCUCGAUUCACGAAGUUGACAAAGAUAAUGGGAGUAUUCAAAUGACAUAUCAAGUCARAUCACACAUAUCUGAAGMCGAUGAAAAGAAGCGACAAGAGUUUUCUAAUGAUGUCAAAUCAAUCGGAAAGCAAUUGCAAAGUGGAAAAAUAUCAUUUAGCGAAAUUCCAGUACGUAAAGUUUCCUAUAUCCUCCAUCUUGAAGAUAGYCAUGGUGUUCGUCAAAAGUGGCUGGUUGUGCAACAAAUUGGAUACGAGUGCAACAAAGAUAUAUGUCAUGAGGAAGGUGUUGUUAAAGCUUUUAAGCAAGGGGAACUAGGCCUUCUUCCCCGUGGCGGUGUAGCAACUUUGAUUAAUUCUUCAAAUGACAAACCUYCAGGGAAAGCAUUUUGCUUUCUUCCUCUCCCUUUCGUAACAGGGUUGCCYGUUCAUAUCAACGGCCAUUUUGCUCUUGACCAUGAAGCGAGGCGUAAUCUGUGGAGAAGCGAAACAUCUGAUUAUCGUAGCAAAUGGAACGAGAUCCUUCUAAAGCAAGUGGUUGCUCCUUGCUAUGUUCUAAUGCUGGAGGAGAUCAGGGGAUUUAUCAAUUUGCCAGUACGAUGUAACCAGACUGUGCUUAAAGGAAGCCGAAAGGAAAUGGAGUGUUUUCUUGAAAACUAUGCCAGCUUGUUUCCUUCGUUAGAAUUGAAAGAAUCUUACUGGGUCAUCCUAGCAAAAAGUGUGUAUCGUCAUUUGAGUAUGCAAGAAUGUCACGUUCUUCCAGUUUUACGUUACAGCAGUGUAUGUAGAGAUGAGUCGCAGGGUGAAGGAAGAAUUGAAUGGUUGCCACCAACAGGACAAGGCGAAGAGAAGGUAUUUUUUGAUGAUAUGAAGCCCUUCAAGAACAAAGCAGAUGGUGAAAGCAUAGAUAACAAACUAAAGGAAUAUUUUGUCUUAAGAGACACCUUACUUGCUGUGGGAUUGAACUUGCUUCACAUGCCAAUGGCCCACUAUGAUUUCUUUGUUGAUUCUGAGGUAAGCGUUAAUCGAAUUUCUCCAAAGGAACUAUUGGCGUUCUUCCACAGCUACGGUGGUCCCUCCGUUUUACAACAUCAAAUUGGAAUUCUGCCACUUCCAAUAAAAAGUACACCAUUUAAAAGUGCUGAUAAUUUGCUCUUGGUUCUUAUUUACUGCAAAAAGGAGUCAACCUUUUGUCAAGAUCUGCAUGGUUUACCACUCUUAUUAACACAAGAUAACCAACUACGUGUUUUCGACAAACAUAAUCCUGUUUACCUUAGUGGAUUCUGUGAUCUCGUACCUGCCUGCAGCGAGUUGUUUGUUCAUCGCCAGCUAUUCAACCGUAUCUUUUAUCAGGAUAGGAAAGAAAUGGUGUCUUACCUUUUUAAAGUAUUUGACAUAGCAGAAUUUGCAAGACUUCUUCCAAGUGCUCUCAAUGAAGUGCCAUACAGGUCACCUGAUAAGUAUGUCAGCUGGAAUCCAGUAGAGAAAGACACGAAGAUACCUUCUAAACGAUGGAUCUAUCACGUUUGGAGAUUCUUUGAUAGUGUUAUACGACCAGCUGUUGACCAGUACGAUGCACAAACAGAAGAGCAACUUCGUGAAAGCACAAAGGAUGAUCAUUGCACGAAAAUAGAUUUUGAAAAGUCAGAGGGGAAGUCUAGGACACGAGAAAAGAAACGAUUGAUUUUGCAUUUUCUCGAACCAGUUAAACACUGGUGCCUCCUUCCAGUGACUGAAAUUUACCGUGUACAGCGUAGUCACCAGAUGCAACCACACCCAACAUAUUUACAACACAAGCACUUUCUCGCACCAUUGCAAUUGGCAGAAACUGUGCUUUUCCACAGUAGAACAACUCAUUCGCUGAAAGAUUCCAUCGAAUGGAUGUCUCUUCCAGAACUGAAUUGUAGAAUCUUUCAAGGAACUGAGUACUUGACACCCCCAACUAGUUGCCGUGAAAUCCCACUGAUGAUUGUUUCCAAUUUAGAUGAUGGAAGGUUGUUUUUAUCAGUGCUGUUACAUAAGUUAAAAGUCGACUCGUCAUUCUUUCAGAAAUUACGCUCAACGAUUUGCAUGGAUGUUCUGCAUUAUCUAAAUGAUCAUAUCCAAGAUUUUCAGACAGAGGAUGUUGACGAUUUAAAAUCUUUCCCAUUUUACACCACAACCCAUGGCAAUAACAUCAGCAUAAGAAACAAGCAGGCAUUCGUUUUGUCGAAAAGGAUCCCAAGCAACGACAUGGAUAAAUGGGAAGAGAAGUCUGGAAUUGUGUUCCUUAAGGAAUAUGAUAGUUUAAAGAAACUUCACAGCUUCCUUGGAUGCGAUUCAAAGAGUGAAGUUGAUGUCUACUGUGAUAUCAUAUUUGAGAACUUCCAAGAUAUCAGUAAAGAAGCAAGACUGGAACACUUGAAGUUCAUUUCUACUUUACUUGGUGAACUGGAAAAUCCUUGCCCUUUUAAAUUUAAUGGUUUAGACGAGAACGCGAAGAAUCAUCUUAAAGCCGAUUUAAACCAAAACAAGGAGAAGCUUAUGCAAGCCCUUCGCAAUCUUAAAUUCGAUCUCUCUCACGAUGGUUCACUAAAAUUUGCAUGCAACUUUUACGAUCCUUUGGUGGAGGUGUUCCGUUUUAUGUUGCCAGAGGAAUAUUUUCCUGCACAACCUUUUUGUGAAUAUAACUGGUUGACGUUUCUUCGCAAAAUUGGUCUGAUUCACAAAGUAACCGAUGAAAUGUUUGUCAGAUUUGCUGAAGAGGUUGCGUCUGAAGGACAAAGGAAUCCGGUGCAGAGAACAGGAGAAAAAUCAGAAAUCUUGGUCUCAUAUUUGUUUUCAAUAGAAAACAUUGCGACAAGCCCAUUGCUCAAUAAGGUGAAGCACAUUCCGUUCAUACUACGACAAAAGAUUGACGAACAACUAGAGCAAUUACAUCCACCAUUUAGCAGAAGCCAAUACGUCUGCUUUCAAGGCUCGAUGACAGAUUACCACCAUGCUGAAAUAGUCUGGACGAGUGUCAACAUACUUCCUAGAUACGCUAACCCGCGGUCGCUCCAAGAUUGGUCGUUUAUACGAAAUUACGGAAAAAAUUCUAGUUUUAACAGCAUAGGAAACUACAAGCAAGAAAUCAUUAAAAAGCUGGGUAUUCUUGAACGUCCAACCUGCGAGAUGGUUAUAAGCCACUGUGUAAAGAUUUGUACUUCACUUUGUAGAAGUGAGAAUACUAGGCCUGAAAACAAUUCUAAUGGUUGUAGCAAUAGCAAUAUUGCAACUCAUGUCAUGACGCCAAUCUACUCGUUUUUGCAGGAAAACUACCAAGACAAUUCUUAUGUCAUAACAUCUGGGCUCCAUCGCAUUCGCUGCAUUCUGGUGGAGGAUGGAAAUCGUUUAAUUCGUCCCCAACAAGUUGUUGUUGACCUUAUGAGGGAAGAUGAAAUUCCACCAUACCUGUACAAGAUUCCUUCUAGAUUUGCUCCUUAUGGUGACCUUUUUGUGGGCCUUGGAGCAACACAAACAGUAACUGUAACCCAAUACGCAAUGGUUCUUGAUUGUAUCCACAAGCACUGCAAAGACAACAACUUGAAUCCUAAUGAGACAAAUGCAAUCCUAAAAGCCACCAAAGGUCUAUUUUUAACCCUAAGCAAAAAUUGCGGGGUCGAUGGCUCUAGUUUACAGUCCCUAUAUUUACCAGGAACUCGGCAAAAUCCAGUUAGUCCAGAUUUAAACUCGGUGUUUGUGAGGAAAUCUUCUGAGAUUUUCUUCAGUGACGCUCCUCAUUUCAAAGAUCGUCUACGUGGAUUCCAAGGACACAUUCUUGUCAAAUUCAAAGAGUGCGGUCUGAAUGUAGAAAAUGAUGAUCGUUUAGUAAACAUGAUGCCAGAACCACUUCGGCCAAUCAUGCUGACAUCUGAGGUACACGAAGCUCUUGUAGGAGACGACCAACAUGUCGCAUUUUCAAACGCAACUCAAGAUUUGAAAAACACUCUGACGUCACAUGAGUUUUGCUGUGGUUUGAUACGUUUGAUGAGACAUGCUAAUUAUGAACGCGACAUACACACAGAGGAUGAUAUUGUGUCAAGGGUACAGAGACGUCUAAGCUGCAUUAAUGUGUAUAGUGUCAAAAACCUCCGUACCAAACUUACUUACCAAGGUUCCACCAUACCAGAGAGUGAAGCAGAAGUUGCUUGUUUCGAAGAGAGAAAGAAGGAAGGUAAUCGAGAUGUGUGCAACAUCUAUGUCGAGGAGCAAAAAAGUAUCAAGGCAUACCUUUCAAGAGUUGCCGAAAUUGUUGAUAGAGUAACUGGCCACCUACUCGGUAACCAGCUUGUCCAUCUCUCAAUGAUGCUGCAAUGUUCGCUGGACGAAAUAAGCUCAUUUCUAGACCAGCUAAAAAUACGCGAAGACAAUUCGUACUCAAAGACAGAUCCUAGUAUCUUUCCAAAGCCUGGUCAUUUCAUUCAUAUAGAGGAUCACUACCUUUUAGAAAAUGCGUUCACACGUUUUGAACCAGGUGAAUACGUGGGCUACGAACUUGAUGACCCAAGUCUUCGCGGCGAAGAUGGUGCUCCAACGUUCAUCUAUGCUAUCAUUGUGGAACGCAUAUCACAACAGAGGUACAAAAUCAAUAUUGGUUCUGACACCGAACACAUUGAAGUAAAUGCAGACAAACUGUACAAGUUUUAUCGCCGUACACAAGACAAAGACGAGGGAGAGAUUGACCUCUUCACUGGUAAGGAAAGCAUAGAAGUCAAACCAGACAAUCUUGAUGACGCAAAACGACAAGUGAGAAAGACAUUGGAGAACGCCUGGCAACUACCCGAAGAGAGAAAGAGAAGAAUCAUCAGAAGGCUGUACCUGUCAUGGCAUCCAGACAAGAACCCUGGCAAUGAAGAGUUUUGCACUGAGGUUUUUAAAUUUCUUCAAGCAGAAAUUGCAAGAUUGGAGAAUGGUCUCAGCGUAGACGAUACAAGCUGGAGUAGGUAUGGUACCAGCGCCUACGGUGGGUAUUACAGCGAUCUUUUUAGGAAUUGGUCAGGCUUUGCAGAAAGCCACAGAAGACAUAGAAGCUCAUACGACAGUAGGGGAGGUAGACAACCGUUUCAUCGCAAGAAUCCUCAACCCGGAGAGGCAAAAAGAUGGUACAGACAGGCCAGCGCUGAUCUCCAAGCAGCAAGUAAAGAUAUACAUUAUGACAAACCGUCCUAUGAAUGGGCCUGCUUCAARUGUCAUCAGUCCGCAGAAAAAGCCCUCAAAGCUGCACAGUAUUCACAAGACGCAGACCACAGCUGGACACACRACYUACCMGAAAUUGCCAAUAGUGUCGGUGACAGUGAASUGCAACGUUUAGCMUGCUCUCUUGAAGGUCUUCUUGGAAACUCAACACGCAUGCGUUAUCCAGAUAGGGUCUACAGCUAUCCCAAAAUUCCUCACGACAUUUAUAGUAAGGAAGAAGCGGAAGAGGCUUUGGCAACAGCACAACAAAUACUUGUGAUCGUACAAAACAAGUUUGUACAKUAAAGCACUUCAAUACUGGAGGACGAUGUAUCCAGGUAAUCAAGAUUGAAAAGUACAGCGCAGUACACACUUUUUAUUAUGUGUCUGACAUACAGCAUUGCAUUUGGUCAAGACAGACUUACAUUUACGCUGUGUAUKAAUGCUAAAAUGUUCUUUUUAUGAACCAAACCUAAUAGUUUUAGUUUUGAAUUGCCCACAGAAAACUGUCUUGUUUUAGUAUUGAUUUAUAGGUUAUAUCAUAGCAAAAUAACUUUGUAGAGUUCAAUAUUAAUGUUAGGUUUUCUAUCAAGAUUAGUAAUAGAGAGGCAAAAUGAAUUCUGAGCGACAAAUUGUAGACGUUUUUAUAGACUUAUAGUUACAACAAACACAUUCUGUACUUUUUUAGUUUUACAUAAGACAUUACUUAUUCAAGGUUCUAUACGUUGUAGGUAUAAUCAAACAUUUGUACCUUUUAGAUUUGUAGAAAUGCUAAAGACACUGAUACUUGUUAAUAAAGCCCAGGUACAGAACACAGCUCA